Molecule: messenger RNA, 3399 nt
Organism: Cladocopium goreaui
Lineage: Eukaryota; Dinophyceae; Suessiales; Symbiodiniaceae
Source: the annotation of a GenBank genome assembly
AUGGAUGCCAGUGUCUUUGAGGGGGAUGCACAUCUAGAACAACUGAUGACAUAUUUCGAUACAGUGGUAGCUUCCAAAAACUUGGGGCAACAUCUUCAAGAUGUCUUUGGUGACGAUGACAAAAUGGACAAGGCCAUCUUCCACUAUGUCCUAGAUGGUGCUUCGAUCCCAGCCAGCAAAGCGCCCCUCAACCUGAUUCCAGUUGAUUCCAUGGAAGAAUUCUGGCUUCCCUUGAACAAGUUCAAUUUUGGACCUGACUCCAAAAAUGGAUUCUACCCAUCCAACCAGCAGUAUGCCGCCCACUUUGGUGAGUUCCUCCUGCGUGGAUACAAACCAGCGAUGGGCACCAUCGACUGCAAGUUUCCAUUCAGAGAUUCUACCCGUGCGAUCAAGGAUGGGAGUGUGGGAAUCGUUGACGGUUUCACAAAGGUUCUCAUAAUGUUGGCGAUAGUGGGAUUCUUAGUGGAGCUUGAGGUGAACCGGGAUGAUCUCAAUGGAACAAGGUUGGGGGAGAGCCUCAAAUCGUUUGCAGCAAUCCGAUGCACAUACCAGCACUAUGACAACCCAAGCCAUCACUUUUUGCUUUCUUUGAAACUGGGGUACGUUACAGCUGAAAAGAUCUCGCCGAGCCCAAUCAGUAUGCUUGCUGACAUCCAGCAAGCCAUCAACAUAGAGCGCAAAAUGAACAAGUCAAACAAGGCUUUGAAGGACAUCAUGGCUCGUGUGGUAUCAGACUACAACAAGAUGGUGUCGAUCAAACGACACAAGAUCGAUGGGGCCAGACGCAAUUUGAUCUACAACCUGCUGCGACUUCCUCAAGCCUGCCUGGACUUGCUGCACAAGCAUUAUGAUGGCUAUCGUCACGAACAGUCAGGACUACCCCAUGACGUGCUGACACAUGAUUUUUUCGUUCCUGGUUCCACCACGCGGAAAGACUGUGAUAUCUACAAGGGGAAGGAGCUGUUUUCCACUAUCUUGACAACCUCCCCAGAGACAUGUGCGACCUACUUCAAGAGGGCCAUUGAGGAUUUCUGUCGAAGAGCAGGGCAAUCGGCCACUGUGAAGAAGAAGAAACAAAGCCAAAUCUCCGAAGAUGAGCACUUUCUGCUCCACGACGUUUGCUGCCUGUGGCUCUGGGUCAAGCAGAAGAUGGCAGAGUCUUUUACUGUGACCGAGGUUGAGAAACACCAGGAAUUGUUUGACAAGGGGCAUUUGGAUUCGGACCUGAGUGCCAUUCUCAAGUCUGGAGAGCCCCCCGUGUUUGAACGGAUCCCCUUCAUUUUGGAGGCCCAAGGGAAGAUGAUGAUCGACUAUGUGGCCAGCCACCAGGAUCGUUCAAAGAAUGCGCUGUUGAAAUCAAUCGAGGCAACAUACUUAGCGUGGGUGGAGGACUUGAGAGCUGAUGAGGCCCAAUUCGUCAGUGAUAGGAUCCUGAUGGAAAAAGAGGGGCAGAAAACAAGGAACCGCUUGAUCAAGCAGUUGGAGGAUUGCCACAACCGCGCCUGGGAAGCAGUGGCCGAGUUCAUGGGGCAGAACCUGGCGGUUUUUGCUGGCAAGGUGGCAGAGGGUGAGUCCACGGUCAUGCCCAAGAGCAGGUCAUGGCUAAGAGAGACAAUCCAGGAGAAUGCCAACUCACAGGAUGAUCACUCAAUCUGUUUGUGGAUGAAUUGCACGACAAUUGGAAUCCUUGGGGCGCACCACAAGAAUUUCAUCUACAAUUACGUUGCCAAUGUUUUGGCAGAUUAUCCUUUGAAUGGCAUUUGCUUCCUGGUUUUCCCAAACCGUGCAGGGAUGCAAGAUGUCACCAGCAGGAAGAGACCGAAAGCGGAGGAAGACGACCCUGACGUGAAAGGGGGUGAUGACUCUGAUGAGGAUGAACAUGGCUUGAAAAAGGAGGAGCCCAAGGAUGAUGAUUCCAAGGAAGCUGAAGCUGUCGAAGUUCGUGACAUUCGAUAUGCCAUUGAGAAAGAAUUUGCGAUGAAGGAACGGAAUCUGCGUGUUCGAAACCUCACGUGGAUCUUUGACACUGACACUGUGUAUGGCAAGCGUGAUGGUGUGGUGACUGGACUUGCCAUUGUGAACAGGGACUCUCGCAACCUGUUCCGAUCUACCCGGGGCUUUAAAACAGGAACUGUCCACCAGGUGAAGAUGCAUCCCCGAUCGCAGAUGUUCAAGCCAGAGCAGGCAUCGCCGGGAAGGCUUCCUCACCUUGGCCGUGCGUUCACGGAUGUACAGGAGCUGAAGCAGGUGGCAGCUGGGACGCAUUUCAUCAAGGCCACAUUGGGUGCUUUUGGCAUUCCCACAUCCAAGCUGACAUUGUUGGUUGACCUUUUCGGCUACGAUGCGUUCCCUGCAUUGACAUGCAUCGAGGCCUCUGGCUCUGAUCUGGCUACCCGUGUUGGCAACCAGCUCUACGAGCUGGGGAGGGCAGGUUCUAUCAAAAUUCCAUCCUUCCCAGACUUCACUCCACAUCUCGAAGGUUUGAAGGCUGGCGCCAUCACAGAACGAACCCAGCCCUUCAAGGUGACUGCAGUGCGGGGGAACAAUUUGAUGGUCUUGGACUCUUUUGCAAAGCGGACUGCUGGAUCUGCCGAAGAUGACGACGCCGAAAGACCUGCAAAGAAGCUCAAACUGGAGACCUGCUCGGAACUGGAUGUUUCCAAGAUCCCCAAUGUGCAGACCCUGCAAAUCAACAACACGUGUGACCUCAUUGCGGGGGGGGAUACCAUGGAGAAGGUGUACCUAUCAUCCCGGAGCAAGAACCAAUUCCUGGACAAGCGGGAGUUGUUUUCAAUGGGCCCUGGAGAAUGGAGAGAUGGACAGGAGGCUGCAGAAGUGCUCCAGGAUGUGGAGGGCCGGUGGUUCAGUUUCAAUGUGAACAAACAAUCACUAAUCAUCCUGGAGAAGAAGUCGCUUCCCCAGCAUUUGAUGGAGAUGGAAAGCUUGGAGAUGGCUAUCUCACUUCAAGCCCUUAUGGUUGAUAUGCAAGAUCUGGGAGAGGUCAAAGUCGACGUGAGCCACCACACCUUCAAUGAGACUAUGGGUGACUGGGUGAACUCGAAGCAACUGGUGUUUGUCAUGGAUGAGUUUGUUGCCCCUGACUCCGGCAAAAAGGGCAAGGAGAAGAAAUCGAAAAAAAACCUGACCUUCAAGAACUUUGGCUCGGCCUUGUCUGUCUCUGCCAUGAAGUCGUCCAAGUCGGUUUGCAUUGCCUGGCGAUGCAGGAUCGAUUGCAGUGCUGAGAAAGGAACAAAAGUCUUGAUGCCGAUUCGCCCCGUGGCAUGUUUGGAGGGCAUUGUUGAUCUAGGGGAAUCCGUAGUCAGGCUCGUCUGAAUGGCUGAGGCUUAGAGACAGUUUUCUUCUUUGAAGAUUGUGGCCCAUUGUGGCAACCAGUUUUGG